CUCGGCGUGGCCGCCGUGGUCUGGGACGCGGCUGUUGUCCUGUGUGCUUACUUGGAGAGUGGAGGCAUUGAUCUCAGGGACCAGUCUGUGAUUGAGCUGGGAGCUGGAACUGGAUUGCUGGGAAUAGUGGCCACGUUAUUAGGUGCUCGCGUUACCAUCACAGACCGGGCAGUAGCGCUGGAGUUCCUGGAGUCAAACGUACAAGCUAACUUACCUUCUGCACUACGUCCAAGAGCUGUGGUGAAGGAACUGACUUGGGGAAAAGACCUGGAUAACUUCCCUCCAGGAGCAUUUGACUUCAUCCUGGGCGCAGACAUCGUUUAUCUGGAAGAAACCUUUGCAGACCUGCUCCAGACACUGGAGCACCUAUGCUCAGAGAGAACCGUGAUUCUUCUUUCCUGUCGCAUCCGCUAUGAAAGGGAUCACAAAUUCUUGAAGAUGCUGGGAGGCCGUUUCUCUGUGUAUGAGGUCCACUAUGAUUCCAGUAAGGAUGUUCAUAUCUAUAAAGCACAGAGGAGUAGUCACAAGGAUGACUUUUGACUGUAUGCUUUGUUAAUAAAACCACUGAUGCUGUUCAAUCCUCUCCUUGUUUCUACUCAAUACACUUGUCCCUAAGCAUGUA
This is a messenger RNA of Chaetura pelagica (chimney swift), 622 nucleotides long. It is a transcript of the gene METTL21A, whose product is annotated as methyltransferase like 21A. Gene Ontology annotation, biological process: peptidyl-lysine methylation. The transcript is spliced from 3 exons. The record is from RefSeq and is a predicted model, not a curated record. Gene Ontology annotation, molecular function: protein-lysine N-methyltransferase activity. Lineage: Eukaryota; Metazoa; Chordata; Aves; Apodiformes; Apodidae. The annotation marks the transcript as partial. Gene Ontology annotation, cellular component: cytoplasm; cytosol.